Cuscuta campestris is the source of this 2559-nucleotide messenger RNA. Lineage: Eukaryota; Viridiplantae; Streptophyta; Magnoliopsida; Solanales; Convolvulaceae. The record is from the annotation of a GenBank genome assembly.
AAAAAGAAAAAAGAAAAGCUAGUGUUUGUCGUCUUCUCUGUUCAGUUCUCCUGCAAUUUGGGAUAUUUCUUUGUGUCUGCAUUUUCAUACAUUGAUCCAGUAGAAACAGUCAGAUUUGUCAGAUACAUAAGGGAAGAUGGAGACCGCUCUGCUUAGUGGAGAGAGCGGCGGCGGCGGCCGGCGGUUAAGGGGAGGCGCUUUCAGCAGCCGAUCAGAUGCGAUUGUGUACGGAUCCAUUUACCAGAAGGCCGCUGCUCUGGUUGAUCUUGCUGAAGAUGGUAUUGGCAUACCUGAGGAAAUCCUUGAACAAUCAAGCUUUUCAAGUGCAGCAAAGUUAUACUUUGUCUUUACACGAUUUGAUUUUCUAUGGUCCCUAAAUUGUUUUUCUAUGAUCGUUCUAAACUUUCUAGAGAAACCACUAUGGUGCUCCAAACAAUCUGCAUAUACCUGUAGUGACAGAGAGUACUACUUUCUUGGGCAGCUCCCAUACUUGAGUCACACUGAGUCUCUAAUAUAUGAGGGUGUUACUCUGUUAAUUCUCAUGGCACAUGUUUUAUUUCCCAUAUCAUAUGAAGGUUUUCAGAUAUACUGGAGAAGUAUUCUCAAUAGGUUGAAGGUCCUAUUGCUGUUAGUUUUGGUUGCAGACCUGGUGGUUUAUGUUCUCUCCAUAGCUGGCUUGUACUAUCUUCCAUUCAGGGCUGCACCCUAUUUGAGGGUUGUGUUUUUUAUUCUGAAUAUCAGGGAGUUGGGGGACAGCAUCUUGAUCCUUGCUGGAAUGUUGGGUACCUACCUCAAUGUCAUGGUUUUGUCAAUUUUGUUUCUUUUGUUCUGUAGUUGGUUAGGAUAUGUCAUAUUUGAGGACACCCAACAAGGAAAAACUGUAUUUACAUCAUAUAGUGCGACCUUGUCCCAGAUGUUUGUUUUGUUUACGACAUCAAACAAUCCAGAUGUCUGGAUACCUGCAUACAAGGAAUCGCGAUGGUAUUGCUUGUUUUUUGUUCUAUAUGUGCUAUUGGGUGUUUAUUUCGUCACGAAUUUGAUUCUUGCUGUUGUAUAUGAUAGCUUCAAAAGUGAGCUGGCCAAGCGUGUGGCUGAGAAGGAUCGGGUGAGGCUAAGGAUAUUGAAGAAAGCAUUUAGUUUGGUUGAUUAUCAUAGCUGUGGGUAUCUGAAUAAAGAGCAAUGCAUCCAUUUGUUUGAGGAACUUAAUAAGUACAGGUCUCUGCCUAAAAUAUCAAGAGAUGAUUUUGAACUAAUAUUUGAUGAGCUAGAUGACACCCGUGACUUUAAGAUAGAUUUGGAUGAAUUUUUUGAUCUAUGCAAAGCCAUUUCACUUAGAUUUCAGAAGGAGGAAUCUUUGCCAAUAUUUGAAACCUUUCCAAAUCUCUACCAUUCAACAACAUCUGAGAAGCUGCGAAACUUUGUUCGAAGCCCUAAGUUUGGGUACAUUAUAGUGUCUAUUCUCAUCAUCAAUCUCGUAGCUGUGGUAAUUGAGACUAUGCUCGAUAUAGAGGACAGUUUGUCUCAAACCUUAUGGCAGAAGGUGGAAUUUGUAUUCGGUUGGCUUUAUGUGAUUGAGAUGGCAUUGAAAAUCUAUACGUAUGGUUUUGUGAACUAUUGGAGGGAUGGUCAAAAUCGCUUUGAUUUUGUUGUCACUUGGAUUAUCGUUAUUGGAGAAACUAUAACAUUUGCAGCUCCUGAUGGGCAGACUUUUCUAUCUAAUGGGGAAUGGAUUAGGUAUCUUCUUAUUGCAAGAAUGCUACGUCUAAUAAGGCUAUCAUUGCAUGUCCGAAGAUAUCGUGCUUUUGUUGCAACAUUCUUUACUCUCAUACCAAGUCUCAUGCCAUACUUGGGGACCAUAUUCUGUGUAUUGUGCUUUUAUUGCUCUUAUGGUUUACAGAUCUUUGGUGGGCUUGUCAAUGCCGGAAACCCCAAUUUAGAUGGAACUGAUCUCGCUGAUAAUGAUUAUUUGCUUUUCAACUUCAAUGACUAUCCAAAUGGAAUGGUAACACUUUUCAACCUGUUGGUGAUGGGAAACUGGCAAGUAUGGAUGCAGAGCUACAAGGAAUUGACUGGGACUUCUUGGAGUUAUGUCUAUUUUAUCAGUUUCUAUGCUAUCACAGUUUUAUGGCUCUUAAAUUUGGCAAUAAUUGUAGCAUUCGUCUUGGAGGCUUUUCAAGCUGAGAUGGAUAUGGAAACCACAGCAGUGCUCGAAGAUGGCGAGAACAAGGAACAAAGAGAGGACAGACGUCGUAAUUUUGGCACAAAGACAAGGAGCCAGCGAAUUGAUGCCCUUCUCCAUCAUAUGCUGAGCUCUGAGCUCACACAAUGCUCAACCCCUUAAUUUCUCAAUUCAUAAUUUAUCUCCAAGUUUAUACUCAUCAUCAGUCCACAUUAUGCCUAGAGGUUAGCUAUUGUGAACACACAUCCUUAAAUUUCAACUCCUCUUCACAUAUUUUUCUGCUACUGAUAAUGAAAAGUUAAAAAAAGGGGGAAUAUGCCAGUUGUACUCUUUGUGAUUUUAGCACUCUCAAAUGCGAGCAAUAAAGAUAAUCUUGGUUU